AUGUUAUUUUUGAUUUUGUUAUUAAAAUGUAUAGAUUGUGCAAUUAUAGAGACUUAGACUAUAAGACUUAGGUAAAGUUGUUAAUCAAGAUAAACAGGAUACUUUUGGAAUGGAUAAUAAUGUUUGAGAUGCAAGUCACCUAAUUGUUAAUGUUAAAGUCAAGGCGGAUGUACUUCUUGCAUUGAAAAUUAUUAUUAUGACAAGGAAGACACAAACUGUAAGCCAUGUCCAAAAGGUUGUUAGAAUUGUUGCAAGAACCCUCUAUUAACAUAAUAUGUUUGUACACUAUGUCAAUCUGGAUACAGAAACAUAAAUGGUGUAUGUGUAUUUAUGGGUAGAUGUGCUAUGAUAUCAAUGCAUGGGAGAUGUAUAGAAUGUGAUUAAGGAUAUUAUGUUGAUUUUGAAUUUAUUUGUCGACCAUGUGGAUAAGGAUGUGAAAAUUGUUCUAAUUUAGCAUUUUGCAAUAAAUGUUAGGAUGGCUAUUAUUUGGUUAAUUUAUAGUAAAACCUUGUGUGCAAACCAUGUAGUGUAAUUGGGUGUUAGACUUGUCAAAAAGAUGUAUGUUAAGAAUGUUAAAGAGGGUAUUAUUAAGAUAAUACUAAUUCAUGUAUUCCAUGUAUUAAAGAUUGUGAUUCUUGCUUAAAUUCUAGUGAAUGCGAGGUUUGCAAUUAUUAUUCUAUUGUAAAUGAAGAUAAAACUAAGUGUAAUAGAUGUUAAGAUUUAUUUCCUAAUUGUAUGGAUUGUAAUACAAAAUUUAAUGAAGAUGAAACAUCUUAUUUUGAAUGUGCAUAUUGUUUAAAUGGCUAUUUUUAUAAUGAGGAUGAGAAAAAAUGUUAAACUUGCAUUGAGAAUGAGUAAGACACUGCUCAUAUUAGAAGAUGUGAAUCUUUGGAAAUGAUUACAUAAUGUUAACCUGGAUAUUUGUUACUUUAAGAUAGAUAUAUAGAUUUUAAAUUAGAAAUACCAUAUCUUUUAAAAUAUACUUGUAUUAAAAAUAAUUAUAAUUGUGCAACAAUAAAUGAUUAGAAUGGAUAUUGUAAAUCUUGUUUAAUAGGCUAUAUAUUAUUAAUAGAAGAUUUAACACAAAAAUGUAUAACUUGUAAAGAAAAAGCUUAAAAUUGCUUAGAUUGUUAUAUUACACCAAAGAAUGUAUUUUAAUGUAUUUAAUGUGCAGAGGGUUACUUUCUAGAAUUGGAUGGGAAAACUUGUUCUUCAUGUGGAGAUAAUUGUAUAAAAUGUAAUGAUAAAAUGAAGCAAUGUGAUAUUUGCAAGGAUGGUUAUAUUUAAUUAAAUGGAGUUUGUGAUAGUUGUGGGGUGGAAAAUUGUAAGAGUUGUUAAAUAUAAAAUGUUUGUACUAAUUGUGAGGAUGGUUAUGGAGCAAUAGAUGGACAAUGUAAAUUAUGUUAAUUUGGAUGUAAGCAAUGUAAUUUUAAUUAACAAUUAUGUUAAUAAUGUAUGGAUAAUUACUUUUUGUAUAUGAAAUCUUGUGUACCUUAUCCUGUUCAUUGUCUUGAAACCAAUGAUGAUGGAUUUUGCUAUUUAUGUGAAACCAUAAUAGAUUAUGAUACUAGAUUAGAUUAAUUUAUUGAUGAAGGAAGUGAGAUUCCUAAUUAUAAGGAAUCAAGCAUUUCCAUAUUUUAUAAAAGUGUCAAUGGAUAUUGUUUAAAAUGUAGUGAUUAUGAUACUGGAUAGUAUUUUUGUCCAGAUACUUGUUUAAAUACGAUUCAUUCAUAUGAGAUAAUGCUAGUUUUUUUAUGGUUAUUCCACAUUAUUUUAUGA
This is a messenger RNA of Paramecium primaurelia, 1779 nucleotides long. The record is from the annotation of a GenBank genome assembly. NCBI's taxonomy places the organism in Eukaryota, Ciliophora, Oligohymenophorea, Peniculida, Parameciidae.